Impatiens glandulifera is the source of this 2184-nucleotide messenger RNA. Its product is annotated as putative receptor-like protein kinase At3g47110. The transcript has 2 exons. The record is from RefSeq and is a predicted model, not a curated record. Gene Ontology annotation, biological process: protein phosphorylation. Gene Ontology annotation, molecular function: protein kinase activity; ATP binding; protein binding. The coding region runs from base 1 to 2184 and encodes 727 amino acids. Lineage: Eukaryota; Viridiplantae; Streptophyta; Magnoliopsida; Ericales; Balsaminaceae.
AUGAGUCUUCCCAUUUCUGCAAUUGGGAAGGCGUGGUAUGCAAUUGGGAAGUUUACCAAAGCCGUGAGUCUAACUUUUAACGAAAACAAAUUCAGUGGGAAACUGACAGUUGAUUUCAGCAAACUAGUGAAUCUCCAGGUUCUUAAUUUAGAUUUUAACAAUUUAAGGAGUGGGGAUUUUGACGAAACGCAUUUCCUCGAGUCGCUAACUAAUUGCAGCAGUUUGGAAGUAUUGACCAUAGUUAGCAACCAGUUUGGAGGAGUGCUUCCCGAUUUCGUAGGGAAUCUAUCAUCAAAUAUGCGUUUCUUUACCUUUGAUUCAAACCAACUGCAAGGCAGGAUUCCUCCGACCAUCGGAAACCUUGUUAACUUGUCUUUGUUAAGCUUGUUUAAUAACAGAUUCACUGGGCCGAUACCUAGUACCAUAGGUAAACUUCAAAAGUUGCAGAGACUUUCCCUUAGACUAAAUCAGCUUUCGGGUACUAUUCCAGAUUCAAUUGGGAAUCUUUCUUUGGUGAAUGAGCUCUAUUUCAGUAACAAUAACCUAGAGGGGACGAUACCAUCCAGUAUUGGCAACUGCCAAAGAUUAGUAUCAUUGCUUCUUACACAAAACAACCUGAGUGGAACCAUUCCCAAAGAACUUUUCCAAGUUUCAUCUCUAUCCAUUUUUCUCGACUUAUCUCACAAUCAUCUGUCCGGUCCACUUCCUUCAGAGAUCGGAGAACUCAAAAGUUUGGUGGCGUUGGAUAUCUCUAAUAAUAACUUGUCCGGUGAGAUUCCUGGCAGUAUAAGCAGUUGUACCAGCCUCGAAUUCCUAUUCCUGCAAGGAAACAUGCUCCAAGGAUCUAUUCCCAAGUCGAUGGAAUUCACGAGAGGACUUCAAAUCCUUGACCUGUCGAGCAAUAAUCUAUCGGGACAAAUCCCAACUUUCAUGGAGAAACUUCCCUUGAUCAACCUUAACUUGUCCUUCAAUGAUUUCAAUGGAGAAUUACCUUUACACGGGAUUUUUGCAAACUCAACUAUAAUAUCCGUGUAUGGGAACGAUAAACUAUGCGGCGGAAUACCUUCUCUACAACUUCCAAGAUGUCCUGUCAAGAAACUGAAUCGUAACUUCUUUUCAUCCAAGCGCGUCUAUGCAAUCGUGGGUGCUUCAAUACUCGGAAUACUAAUCCUAAUUUCAAGCUUGGUGUUUUACUUUCGGAAAAAGAAAAUUGAAUCCACCACUUUGGAAUUGCUGCCCAAGGAGUCUUUCGUGCAAAUAUCCUACGGCGAGCUCCUCAAUGCAACAGAUGGGUUCUCUUCCAGCAAUUUGAUUGGUGCUGGCGGUUUCGGCUUCGUCUAUAGAGGAGUUCUUGAUCAGAUCGGAGAUGUUGCGAUCAAAGUACUUAACCUUGUAAACCCAGGUGCCACGAGGAGCUUCAUUGCAGAAUGUAAAGCGUUAAAGAAUAUUAGACACCGAAACCUGGUCAAGAUCAUAACAUGUUGUUCAAGCAUUGAUUUUCAAGGUAACGAAUUUAAAGCUCUAGUUUACGAACUCAUGAAGAAUGGAAAUCUGGAGAAAUGGCUGCAUCCAUCUCAAGAAACUAGUAGGCCUGAGUUCAAUCUACUCCAGCGUUUAAGAGUUGCGAUUGAUGUGGCUUCUGCACUCGAUUACCUUCAUUAUCAGUGCGAACCCACGGUUAUUCAUUGUGAUCUGAAGCCAAGUAACAUUCUUCUUGACCAACAAAUGGUUGCACAUGUUGGAGAUUUCGGACUGGCCAGACUUUAUCAUCCAGAAAUGGGUAUUUCCCAUCACAGUAGUUCGAUGGGAGUGAUGGGCACAGUAGGAUAUGCAGCACCAGAGUACGGUCUUGGAAGUGAAAUGUCGAUGAAAGGAGAUGUUUAUAGUUACGGAAUUUUAUUGCUAGAGAUGUUAACGGGAAAGAGGCCUACUGAUUUGAUGUUUGUAGAUGGUCUUAACAUUCGUAACUUUGCUAGUCAAGCCUUGACAGGAAACAUGAUUGAGAUUGUAAUGGAUCCGAUAAUUUUAAACGUGGUUGAGAUUGUUAUUGGUCAGAGGGAUAAUUAUCUAAUCGCACUGGUGAAGAUUGGUUUGGCUUGCUCAGAAGAGCUACCCCAAAAUAGAAUGAACAUGACCGAUGUUGUUAGGGAGCUACUACAGAUCAAGAAGGCCAUGUUCAAGUAA